Messenger RNA from Alligator mississippiensis (American alligator), 4257 nucleotides. RefSeq names its product ArfGAP with GTPase domain, ankyrin repeat and PH domain 3 (gene AGAP3). Bases 91 to 3357 code for a protein of 1088 amino acids. Gene Ontology annotation, cellular component: nucleus. The record is from RefSeq and is a predicted model, not a curated record. Gene Ontology annotation, biological process: proteasome-mediated ubiquitin-dependent protein catabolic process. The transcript is spliced from 18 exons. NCBI's taxonomy places the organism in Eukaryota, Metazoa, Chordata, Crocodylia, Alligatoridae. Gene Ontology annotation, molecular function: GTP binding; protein binding; GTPase activity.
GCAGCCGCCAGCCCCAGCGCCUGCCUGCGUCCCUGCCCCGUCCUGCCGGGCCGGGCUGGGUCGCCGGGGGCAUGGGGCCGCGGCGCUGAGAUGGCCGAGGGCUGGCGAUGGAGCGGGGCCGGCCGAGGCCCCCGGCGGGCCGUGAGCGUCUGCGAGUCGCUGGACCUGCAGGGCGUCCCCGCCGUCCAGGCAGCCCUCCGCGCCGCCCAGCAGCAGAGGAGGAGGCCCAAGAGCCUGUGCUCCGUGGGCAAUGGCCUGGGCCCCAGCCCCCUGGCCCUGCCGGCCCCCGCCAGAUCCCGCGGCAGCCUGCUGGACUUCUUCCGGCUGCGCUCACCGCGCCGGCGGCCCGAGGACAGGGACGGCGACGGCGACGAGGGGGGCGCAGGUGCCGCACCGCUGCUGUCCCCAGGGCCGGCCGGGGGGCCUUGCCCGCGCCCCGCCAGCAUGACCCUGCCGCCCCCGACGCCCCCGGCCGAGGGCACCGGCUUCCUGCGGGGCGGCUCGCUGUGGAGCAGCCGGCGCUGGAACCUCUUCGGGGGCGGCGGGGGCCAGAGCAGCCCGAGCCCCCACCGCAGCUUCGGGUCGCUGCGCAAGAGCUUCAGCUUCCGGCUGCGCCGGGGCCACGGACUGCGGCGCUCAGAGUCGGGCGCCUUGCCGCGGCCCCCGCGCCUCCGCACGCGCAGCGAGGGCGACGCCAGCUCCCUGCACACCUGCCCCAGCAAGCGUGACCUGCUCUACCCUGACCUGCCCCGGCCCGGUGGCUCGCGGCCCCCGGGGGCCAGCCAGCCCGGCGGCUUCUGGAGACUCCUCACCAGCCGCUUCCGCAGGCGGGAGCGAGGCAGCGACGGCGACGCCGGCCCCCGGGACCCCCAGAGAGGGGCCGAGCCCUGUCUGCUCGGGAGCAGCGCGCUGCGAGCCCUGGAUUCAUUUGUGAACAGCCAGGAGUGGACCCUGAGCCGCUCGGUGCCGGAGCUCAAAGUGGGCAUCGUGGGGAACCUCUCCAGCGGCAAGUCGGCGCUGGUGCAUCGCUACCUGACCGGCACCUACGUGCAGGAGGAGUCCCCAGAAGGCGGACGGUUUAAGAAGGAGAUCGUCGUGGACGGUCAGAGUUACCUGCUGCUGAUUCGAGACGAAGGGGGCCCCCCUGAGCUCCAGUUCGCGGCUUGGGUGGAUGCCGUGGUGUUUGUCUUCAGCUUGGAGGAUGAGAUCAGCUUCCAGACGGUGUAUAACUACUACCUGCGGCUCUGCAGCUACCGCAACACGGCCGAGGUGCCCAUGGUGCUGGUGGGUACGCAAGAUGCCAUCAGCGCCACGAACCCUCGCGUCAUCGACGACUCCCGGGCCCGGAAGCUCUCCAACGACUUGAAGCGCUGCACGUACUACGAGACCUGUGCCACCUACGGCCUGAAUGUGGAGCGAGUCUUCCAGGACGUGGCGCAGAAGGUGGUCGCCCUGCGCAAGAAGCAGCAGCUCUCCAUCGGCCCCUGCAAGUCCCUGCCCAACUCGCCCAGCCACUCGUCCGUCUCUGCGGCCUCCAUCCCCUCUGUGCACAUCAACCAGGCCACCAACGGCAGCGGAGCCUUUAGUGACUACUCCUCCUCUGUGCCCUCCACCCCCAGCAUCAGCCAGCGGGAGCUGCGGAUCGAGACCAUCGCCGCUUCCAACACGCCCACCCCCAUUCGCAAGCAGUCAAAGCGUCGUUCCAACAUUUUCACGUCUCGAAAGGGCGCCGACCCGGAGCGGGACAAGAAGGUGCCGGAGUGCAAGGCGGACAGCAUCGGCAGCGGGCGCGCCAUCCCCAUCAAGCAGGGCAUCCUCCUGAAGCGCAGCGGCAAGUCCCUCAACAAGGAGUGGAAGAAGAAGUACGUGACGCUGUGCGACAACGGGCUGCUCACCUACCACCCCAGCCUGCACGAUUACAUGCAAAACGUGCACGGCAAGGAGAUCGACCUGCUGAGGACGACCGUGAAGGUGCCAGGCAAGCGGCUCCCAAGGGCGACUACGGCCACGGCCCCCAGCGCCAGCCCCAAGACCAACGGGCUCGCCAAGGAGCGGAGCAGCACGCAGUUCCCGGGGAACACUGGUGCCCCGCACUCGACCAGCAGUACCUCCCUGCACUCGGAGCGCUCCAUCAGUGGCAUCAACCUGGUGGGCUUCAGCUCCAAGCCGGAUGGCAUGCACCAGCGCUCCUACUCCGUCUCCAGCGCUGACCAGUGGAGCGAGGCCGUGGCUGGCCCCGGCGCCUGCCCGAACCCCCCUAACGGCACGGCAGAUUCUCUCAGCUCCAGCCCGAACAUUUCCAACGCUGCCAGCCCGAAGCUGGAGCCACCUCCGUCCCCGCAUGCGAACAGGAAGAAACACCGCAGAAAAAAGAGCACGGGGACGACCCGGCCCGACGGCCCCAGCGCAGCCGCGGAAGAGCCGGAUGAGCCGUUCGAGUUCAUCAUCGUGUCGCUGACGGGGCAGACGUGGCUCUUCGAAGCCUCGACAGCGGAGGAGCGGGAGCUGUGGGUCCAGGCCAUCGAGAGCCAGAUCCUGGCCAGCCUGCAGGGCUGCGAGAGCAGCAAGAACAAGGCUCGGCUGGGCAGCCAGAGCGACGCGCUGGCCCUGCAGGCCGUCCGCACCGCCCGCGGCAACAGCUUCUGUGUGGACUGCGAUGCACCCAACCCUGACUGGGCAAGCCUGAACCUGGGCGCUCUCAUGUGCAUCGAGUGCUCCGGCAUCCACCGCAACCUGGGCACGCACCUGUCCCGCGUCCGCUCCCUGGACCUGGACGACUGGCCUGGCGAGCUGCUCGCCGUCAUGACGGCCAUCGGCAAUGCCCUGGCCAACGCCGUCUGGGAGGGCGCCGUCGAGGGCUACCCCAAGCCCGGCCCUGAGAGCAGCAGGGAAGAGAAGGAGCGCUGGAUCCGGGCUAAGUACGAGCAGAAGCUAUUCGUGGCCCCGCUGCCGCCGUCGGACGUGCCGCUGGGGCAGCAGCUGCUGCGAGCGGUGGUGGAGGAUGACCUGCGCCUGGUGGUGACGCUGCUGGCCCACGGCACCAAGGAGGAGGUGAACGAGACCUACGGGGAUGGCGAUGGGCGCACGGCGCUGCACCUCUCCUGCGCCAUGGCCAACGUCGUCUUCACGCAGCUCCUCAUCUGGUACGGGGUGGACGUGAAGAGCCGGGACGCCCGCGGACUGACGCCCCUGGCGUACGCCCGGCGCGCCGGCAGCCAGGAGUGUGCCGACAUCCUGCUGCAGCACGGGUGCCCCAGCGACGCCGCCCUCUCCACGCUGACCCCCAGCCUGCCCCGCCGCAACGCCAACGCCAACAACAACGCUGCCGAGCUCAGCGCCAGCCCCGGCCCCCACUAGCCGCCCGCCCGCCCCGUCCCACCCCGCUGCACGGGGGCCUGGCUCUGGGGACGGGCCCCCCCUGCCUGGCACAGGCUAGGUGGUGGGGGCCAGUAGCCCCAGCAUGUCCCCAGGGCGGGGAGCCCUGGUCCUGGCCUGGAGAUGGGGGCGCAGGCUGCCUGCCCCCCGAGUCCCCAGUGCUCAGAGCGGGGUGGCGAGUGCCCCCAUAUCCAGUAUCAGGUUGGGGGGGCUCCUAUGAGCUGCCCCCCAGCUGGUGCGGGGGCAGUUCUGCAGCCCCCCUUGCCCCCUCCAGCCGGUACGAGGGGGCCGGCCCCGUGGGCGCUGCCUGCGGCAGGUACGAACGGGCAGUUCCUCUGAGCUCCCCAAAGCCAGUGUGGGGGGACGGUUCCUGCGAGCUCCCCUCCGCCCUCCUGCAGCCCCCCAUGAGGCUGGCGCCGGGCUGCGUGCAUGCUGCUCUUGCUACGGGGCCACGGAGCUGGACCCGCUGCCUCGCACCGUAAAGGGACCCCUGCUCCCCCGCAGCCUCUGUGCCCGCUAAGAGCAGGGUGGAUGGGACCGUGGCCCCAGGAGCCCACUGCCUGCAUCCGUGUGCCCACCGGGCCAUUGCCCUCCUGGCUCUCUGCCGAGGCUGGCAUCGGUGUGCCCCUGCCCCGCGUCGGCGGCACGGCACGGCACGGCUGGCUCGAGGGCAGACAGCUGCUCUGCUUCCCCCCACGAGCCUGCGGCCGGCACCAGGCACCGGGCUCCCAGCCGCGGGUGCAGCCCCCAGGCCAUCCCCGCCCCCGUGUAUAAAAUGUACAUUGGAAAUAUUUAUAUGGACGCACUGUAAAUACUGUUUCUUUGCCCUGUGUGUGUGACCUGCAGCCGAGGAGAAACGGCCAAUAAAGCACCCUGCCAGCA